AUGUCCGACGACGACGGGGGCCUGUUCUGCAUCGCCAUCGACUCCGACGAAGAGGGCACGGCGAAGCCCCGGGACCACCAGUCCGAGGAGGCCUUCCAGGAGCUCCGGGCGACGUACAGAGUCAAGGAGCAGAACGGCGAGGUUUGGAAGACGAUUGAGCUGCCAUUGACACCUGGUCCGGCCAGCAAGCCCGUGUUGCAAGAACUUUUGCACGCUGUGGAGGAGCUGUACUUCUUUCGGAGGUACGAGGAGGGCGCGGCGUUUGUGAGGCGGGUCCUGGACGGAAGUGAGGCGGCGUUGGAUCGGGAUACGAAGGACAUGCUUAGCCGGUACGAGGCCAAGUGUCGAGGUCGGAUGGGAAACUGA
Messenger RNA from Colletotrichum siamense, 366 nucleotides. RefSeq lists its product as uncharacterized. Bases 1 to 366 code for a protein of 121 amino acids. NCBI's taxonomy places the organism in Eukaryota, Fungi, Ascomycota, Sordariomycetes, Glomerellales, Glomerellaceae. The record is from RefSeq and is a predicted model, not a curated record. The transcript has 2 exons.